AUCAUUACGUGUCUUCCUGAUUACACUCCCUGCUGUCUGGAACCACUGAGCUGGUAACUGUUUAACUAGAGCUGAUAGAAUCUAGCAGCAACUUGUCAGAAGGAGAAAGGACUGUCAGGAAGCUCAAAUCUCUCACCAUGGAUGCACUCUCAGUAAGCAGCAGGAGUCUCUCUUUGAAUAUGGCGCAGCUCACACAGGACUUGGGAUCAGCUUUUUUCCAGAAUCAGCAGCUCAGUGCCUCAAUGGCUGACACAUUCCUGGAGCACCUCUGUCUGCUUGACAUUGACUCUGAGCCAAUGACAGCCAGGAACACCAGCAUCGUGUGCACCAUUGGCCCUGCCUCACGUUCGGUAGAGAUGCUGAAGGAAAUGAUAAAAGCCGGGAUGAAUAUUGCAAGAUUAAACUUCUCUCAUGGGACCCAUGAGUAUCAUGCUGGCUCUAUUCACAAUGUGAGGGAGGCUACAGAGAGCUUUGCUGUCAACCCUAUGUUCUACCGGCCGGUGGCUAUAGCGCUUGACACUAAGGGGCCUGAGAUUCGCACAGGAGUCAUAAAGACUGGGGAGAAUGCAGAGGUGGAGUUGGUGAAAGGAACAACUGUAAAAAUUAUGACCAACGAUUCUUUUCAGAACCAGUGUGAUGAAAAAACCAUUUGGGUGGAUUAUAAAAACAUCUGCAAAGUAGUAAAAGUUGGUGGAAGAAUCUUUGUGGAUGAUGGACUGCUUUCCCUCCUUGUCCUGGAGAUUGGUCCUGAUUACUGCCUAGCAGAGGUGGAGAAUGGUGGAAAUCUGUGCAGUAGGAAAGGGGUGAACUUACCAGGAGCUGAGGUGGAUCUGCCCGCACUGUCUGAGAGAGACCGCAAGGAUUUAAAGUUUGGUGUUGAACAGGGAGUGGACAUGGUGUUUGCAUCGUUCAUCCGCAAAGCACAAGAUGUUCAUGCCAUCCGCCAGGAGCUGGGAGAGAAAGGCAAGAACAUCCGGAUCAUUAGCAAGAUCGAGAACCACGAGGGUGUGAAAAGGUUUGAUGAAAUCCUUGAAGCCAGUGAUGGCAUCAUGGUGGCUCGUGGAGAUCUUGGCAUUGAGAUACCAGCAGAAAAGGUUUUUCUGGCUCAAAAGAUGAUGAUUGGGAGAUGCAACCGAGCUGGGAAACCUGUUAUCUGUGCCACACAGAUGUUGGAAAGCAUGAUUAAGAAACCUCGACCAACUCGAGCAGAGAGCAGCGAUGUGGCAAAUGCAGUGCUAGAUGGCGCAGACUGUAUCAUGUUAUCUGGAGAGACAGCCAAGGGUCUGUAUCCUGUGGAAUCAGUACAGAUGCAGCAUGCGAUCGCUCGGGAGGCUGAGGCUGCAAUUUACAACCACCAGCUGUUUGAGGAGCUGCGUAGGCUGACCCCUCUGACCCAGGACCCAACGGAGGUGACCGCUAUUGGUGCAGUGGAGGCAUCCUUCAAAUGCUGUGCUGCAGCGAUCAUUGUCCUAACCACAUCUGGCCGCUCUGCUCAGCUUCUCUCCCGUUACCGGCCUCGGGCUCCCAUCAUUGCAGUAACUCGUAAUGCCCAGGUGGCACGUCAGGCUCAUCUGAACAGGGGCGUAUUUCCUGUGUUAUACAAUGAGGCACAGCAAGACGUGUGGGCUGAUGACGUAGAUCGAAGGGUGCAGUUUGGCAUCUCAAUUGGUAAAGUACGUGGGUUCCUAAGGAAAGAAGAUAUUGUGAUCAUUUUGACAGGCUGGAGACCAGGAUCUGGAUACACCAAUAUCAUGCAGGUUGUUUGUGUACCCUAGGCAGAAAAAGUACUUGCCCUGGUGCCAGAUCAUAGCCAGGGUGGUUUUAGUAGCUUUCAGGAUGUCCUAAUAAAGCAGCUGUCAUAUAGUACUAUAUAGAGAAGCACAUAUGCACUAUUCUUGGCCGCUGGAAAUGGUUGAUCCUAGAGGAAGAUACUCUACAGGCAUUACAGGUUCCUACAUGCCAGCACAAGACGUUAAUACCCGUAAUCCUUGCACUUUGCUUUACAUUCCUUAUUAAAGACCUUUUGCAGUGGA
Messenger RNA from Bombina bombina (fire-bellied toad), 2033 nucleotides. It is a transcript of the gene PKLR, whose product is annotated as pyruvate kinase L/R. The record is from RefSeq and is a predicted model, not a curated record. Gene Ontology annotation, molecular function: magnesium ion binding; pyruvate kinase activity; potassium ion binding. Gene Ontology annotation, biological process: glycolytic process; cellular response to insulin stimulus. Gene Ontology annotation, cellular component: cytoplasm. Lineage: Eukaryota; Metazoa; Chordata; Amphibia; Anura; Bombinatoridae. The transcript has 11 exons. Bases 138 to 1775 code for a protein of 545 amino acids.